This is a messenger RNA of Peromyscus eremicus (cactus mouse), 810 nucleotides long. RefSeq names its product thiosulfate sulfurtransferase like domain containing 1 (gene Tstd1). The record is from RefSeq and is a predicted model, not a curated record. Gene Ontology annotation, cellular component: cytoplasm. NCBI's taxonomy places the organism in Eukaryota, Metazoa, Chordata, Mammalia, Rodentia, Cricetidae. The coding region runs from base 343 to 744 and encodes 133 amino acids. The transcript has 4 exons. Gene Ontology annotation, molecular function: thiosulfate-thiol sulfurtransferase activity.
UUUUUUAAAGAUAAAAUUGUUUAGAGCCACAGUUGUCUGUUUUCCUUCUUUUAUGGGGUUCUGGGGGAAGGGAAAGUGCAUAUUAGCCUUUGACCAGUGCGGCCUGGGUUAACCUUUGGGUGGGUGCGACUAUUCCUAUACUGAUUACCCAGAGUCCUGGCACCUGUGCCAGGCCUGGAUGUCAUUUCCGGCCUACACUGCAGUCUUUAAAGGUUUCAACUGUGGACUGGGGUUAGAGGUAUCGCCAACAGGUGCUACUGGGGCGCUGCGUGUGUGCCAGCCAGGGGCCAUACUUUGCUUCCAGUUCCGGUUUCCCUGGCUGGGCUCAGGGAGGGAGGGGAGAUGCUUCGGGUUGCCUUCCUGCGUCUCCGUCACACAAUUGCUGCUGCUGGCACCAUGACUGGAGUGCCUACAGUCUCGUUCUCUGAACUCCGUUCACUCCUAGCCUCAGGCAGGGCCCGGCUCUUCGAUGUUCGAUCUCGGGAGGAGGCAGAAGCUGGUACCAUCCCCGGGGCACUCAACAUCCCUGUGUCUGAGCUGGAAACCGCCUUGACCAUGGACCCAGCUGCUUUCCAAGCCUUGUACAGUGCUGAGAAGCCAAAGCUUGAAGACAAGAAUCUUGUUUUCUUCUGUCAGAUGGGCAAGCGGGGCUUCCAGGCCACAGAGCUGGCACAGGGUCUUGGAUAUACAGGGGCUCGACACUAUGCUGGGGCCUAUAAGGAAUGGCUGGAGAAAGAGGGCUAGGUGGAAGGCUCCGUGGUUGUGACCCUGCUUGUGACCGACCACCUUGCUGGGUUGGGCAAGUCUCUG